AUGCUUCAACACUCUUAUCAAGCGACGUUGCUAGAAAGUGACGCUAUCGAGGAAUAUAGUCCCCUUGUGAAUGCAAUAGUAGACUUUGUAAAUGACAAGCAAGCCGAAAAUUGGUAUUUGACAACCAAAUGGUCUGGAUCUCUGUUACAAAUAGAAAACAGAAAUACUUUAAAACUUGCCAUCUGGAAGUUGAUAACAGACGAAUGGUUCGAUGUCAUUGUACAAGUGUUAGAUAGUGAGCGAUCCUUGCGUUUCAUAUCAGUAUUGCUUGCAACCGCAACAAAUGACUCUAUUCCGCAUACGUCAGUUACGGCAACUACUUUGAGUACAGUUCUAUUAAGAUCAGCGAAUUUCUACGAAGCUGAGUGCUUAAAAUCCUGUAGUAUGUCGGUAAUUAUCAAGCGUCUCAUCGAACAGUUUCGAAUUAUUGCCGGGAAUAAACAACAAAAUGACCUUUCUUUGAUGGCAGCAAAAAUGAUUGCAAAUACAGAUACGAAUGGCGCUUUCUCAGUUGAAAGGAACGAUAUAGCUGAAUUAACUGGCGUUCUUGAGACAUCAAGUGAGAGUAUGGAUUUGAAUAUUACAGAAGCAGCUACGAGCGCUAUUCAACGAGUAACUUCCUUGGUGAAAAUGCUUUUGAUUUUCCCAAGUGAACAUUAUGGAAAGAAUGAACGUUCCCGGGCAAUCCAUUUGGCGACACUUAUCGAUAUAUGGUCCGUUGGCUGUGUUGACGCUGAUCCUUUAGCACGUAUUACCUUGUCUAUAAUGUGUAGAACUUUUCAGUUGAGAUUUAUAAAUUAUUUCGCUAACAAUAGUAUCCAGGGGCUGGAACCAAAAUUAAUCAAUUGGCUGAUCCACAGCAAUUAUAGCUGGCCAACGGAUUCUGUUGACCAGCAACUUAUAGCAUCUAUAAAAGAAAUUAGCAACAAUUUAGAUGUUCAAAUUUUACGGAGAGUUUUCCCAAAUGCGACUGCUAAUGAACCUGAUGAAAAUUCGUACAGAUACCUUACAGAUACCCUUAGCCAGCGCAUAACACUUCAGACUGGUUUAGCAGAAGCUUCCUCCGUUCAAAGUCUCAUAAACCUCCUGUCUGCUGUUAAUUCAACCCUCAAGCAUAGAAAACCCUCUGAUCUAUCGAACAUUAUGUUUGUUACUGAGAUAAUCUCGAAAGUCAGCAGCUUCAUUAUUGACUCACUGCAAUCGUCAAAAGCAACUAUUGAACUAUUUUUAAAGCAACAGAAAGAUGAUCCCACCGAAAUUUUGAAUAACAGCCAACCUAUUUCCUUGCUUAGCAACAUUGAUUUAAUUUUACGCCUAACUUGCUUGCUUGAAGAAUACACGUUAAUUGUUGGUCCAAGUGUUGAUGACAUCCUUAAAGCUAACGAAAUUGCUGAUGUGCUUACUUCUCUCGCUUCACCAUUGUUACGCUAUUCGCAAACGAUGAUAAAAGAGAUUGAUGGAGACUCUAACAAAAUUUUGAGCGUAUUAACCGAGUUUAUCGCAGCUUUUUGUGCCAUUCUGUCGAGACAUCAGCAAGUAGAUAUGACAAAGCGUGUCUUGGCUACCAUUUGGGUUGUUUUUACAAUGGUUCUCGAAACAGAUGACAGACAAUGUUUAAGUACCCUCUUAUCUGCCUUUGCAUCUUGGGUACAGAAUUUGUCCCUUGAACAAUAUAUAAUUGUUAUUAACAGUUUCGUUGAGCAAGCCGAGGAUGAAGCCAACAAUGCUAAAUUGCAUAAAGUGGAGCAUAAUCUAACCUACUUGAUUCUUUUAUCUUCAUUAUUACGUAAUUGUGUCAAAGGUGAAAGGGUGUACCUUAAGAAACAAUUAACCAAGAUUCUAAGCAGAAUAUCGCAGAUUAUCCAUGUGACCGAUUCCCUGGAUUACAUUGGACAAAUGCUCAAGCUACUUGAUCUAAUAACUGGUGAACAAACAUACCAUUAUAAUGAAUAUGAAGUAUCUAUCAUUUUGAUGUGUCUCACGCAAAUAUUUUACCCUUCUGUUGCCGAGAAAUGGAAAUCUCAAAUGGCCCGCGCUAAAGCUCGAGAGAUUUUCAAUGAUAUUUGCUCUAUUCUUUCCAACCUAAUCAGUUUACACAAGGAACAACUUGUAUACAUGCUCUCGCCCUUUAUUGCUAUUGUUCAAUCCCUGCUCCAUUGUUUCAAGACUGCACACGUGUCUUUAGUGAAAACCUCGACAUCUAGUACUAAAAAGCGUGGUCGCGAUGAAGACGAACCAAAGAAAAUAAUACUUAAUGCAGGUCGUGGAAUAUCCUUGCUCCAAAAUUUUGCCCCUCUCGACGACAAUGCAGCACACCGUCUAGCACGAUUGCUUACAACCAUACCGCAGAAAAGUGUUACUUCAGUACAACAACAAAAGAGCGGAACAAGCGCGCAAUCCUUACAACGGAUGGUUGCUCGUCAUACGCCUUCUCUUCUUAUCGAAUAUUUCACUAUGCAAUCGAACCCUACCAUGAGUGUUUUGAAUCCAAGCACGAGGUCUAUAUUAACAAAUGCAUUAUAUGAUAUUUUAGAUUUAUGUGGGGAAGCCGACUGUAAUUAUAUUCUAUCUCAAUUAGAUGGAUCUGGUAAAGCUCUGUUUAAAUCUUUUUAUGCUAGUUGGAAAGAUAAUCACAGAUAUACUGGGCAAUAA
Mycotypha africana is the source of this 2652-nucleotide messenger RNA. Its product is annotated as Urb2/Npa2 family-domain-containing protein. Gene Ontology annotation, biological process: ribosome biogenesis. Lineage: Eukaryota; Fungi; Mucoromycota; Mucoromycetes; Mucorales; Mycotyphaceae. The record is from RefSeq and is a predicted model, not a curated record. The transcript has 9 exons. Bases 1 to 2652 code for a protein of 883 amino acids. Gene Ontology annotation, cellular component: nucleolus.